GAAGUGGCAUGGCAGGUUGAACAUCAUGCCACUGUCAUUAAAGUUGAAGCCGUGCCAAGGUGCCCAGGGCUGACUAAGCUUUCAGUUACUGCACAAACAUGAAUCCGUCACACAAGAUGUGAUAAUGCUUUUUCCUUGUUUGCAACAGAACAAGUUAGCACAUCCAGACACUUUUGGAGAGGUAUAUUAGUAUGAAUUAGCACUGCUGUUUAGCAAGGCCCAAUGCUUGUCUUCUGCAUUUGGGUGGGAAAAAAAUUAGGACAUUUUAGUGGUGAAGAGAUUUCUAACAUGUUAAGAGUGCAAAAAUUCCUGACAUACCAACAGAAAGUACCGCCCACCUCUUUGUAGUUUGGGGCAUCGUCAACUGGCAGUUGCGCAGAUAUAAAUAUGCGUCUUACAAACAUGUGCAAAUAUGGAAUUCAGAUUUGUCCCAAUAUAAAUAAGCCAAACCUGUCAUAGGUAGGCACAGUGUGGUCCACACGUCGCCGACACUCAACGCACACUUUAAUGUGGCCUGCCUCUACCACUUGAGGAUUCUUUAGAUUGUUGAUUAAACAACCAUCGCGGAAGAAUGCUUUUCUUUGUGGUCCUCACUCUGCUUGCCUCUUCUGCUGGGGCUGAGUUCCUGCCUCAGUUCUUCUCGUUCUCCCCGCCGGUGGGGUCGGGAAGUGGCAGCUCUUACAGCAUCACGGGCGAAGGAAGGAUCACAGCUGUGAGAGUGUGGGAGUACUACUCCGGCUACAUCAGAGGCUUCCAGUUCCGCUACGGCUUCAUCUGGUCUCCCAUAGCCGGUUACCAGUAUGGAAACAGCCACACGUUUGAGCUGUUUGACGACGAAGCCAUCAUCCAGAUCUCUGGGAAGUACGCUCACUACCUGCAGUCAUUGGUGAUCACCACUACCAGGGGCCGCUCCAUGUACGUGGGCCAGCCGAGUGGGCACUCCUUCAACCUCUAUCCCACCCACAAGCAAGCGGAGCUGCGCUUCAUCAGCGGCCGGUUCCAUGGCGGCAUCACCUCCAUCGGAGCGCACUGGGCCAUUCUGGACCCAACGCUCAACAGCACGACUGAGCACUGAAGAGGAGAGAAGAGGUAGCGGUUAAUCAGCUGUUCAGUUUCUACACCUAUAUGUCUAACUUAAUCACAGGUAUGAUGAAGAUGAUGAGAAUUUUUUUUUUCUGUUGUUUGCUUCUGUUGAGAAAUAAGUAGCUUUUAGUCGUGCUGUUUGAUGUAAUUUCAGUGUCUGGCCAGUGAACUACAACUUUUUCAACUUAAUGUAAUGCAAUUCCCAGUUUGAUUGAAACAUAAUGCAAUAAAAGUCAAAAGCAAAUGUCUAAUGAGGACUUCUUGAUCCGUAGAGAGUGUAACAUUACAAGAGGAAGUAACAGUGAGGAUUUUUAUUUAUUUUUUUAAAGCAUUUUACCAUUACGUGGCAACCUCAAGUCGACCGGCUUCCUUCUCAUAUGACAUAUUGACUGGACUACCUACACAGUAUUUAACCAUCACCAACAAAAACUGGGACCAUUUUGUUUUUCCAGAAACAUUCAUUUAAAUUCAACUUUUAAAAUUAAAGUUUGCUGUUGUUACCCUGUCA
This is a messenger RNA of Mugil cephalus (flathead mullet), 1591 nucleotides long. RefSeq names its product zymogen granule membrane protein 16-like. The record is from RefSeq and is a predicted model, not a curated record. The coding region runs from base 572 to 1075 and encodes 167 amino acids. NCBI's taxonomy places the organism in Eukaryota, Metazoa, Chordata, Actinopteri, Mugiliformes, Mugilidae. The transcript has 4 exons.